AUGUGCGGUAUGGUUGGCACAAAGCGGUUCAAAUUCGAUGUCUUUUCAAACGAUGUGACGUUGGCCAACGAAAUGGAGUCGACUGGAAUCGCUGGGAGAGUUCACGUAUCGGAAGCGACUGCCAAGUAUCUCCGAGAGGAUUACAUACUGGAAGAUGGGCCUGACUACGACGGUCCGCUAAGAAUGCAGGUCCAGGGCACAGAGAGACGUGUGAAGCCAGCAAGUAUGAAAACAUACUUCAUCAAAGGAAGACUCCGGGAGUCGAUAGACGAUGGCCUCGACACGGGAGUAUCAGAACGUGAAGCUGUCGUUCAGAAAGUGACCCCAGUUAGCUCUGCUAAGCCGAAAACUGGUUUCAAGCAGGUAGGGAUAGCUUGUUAA
This is a messenger RNA of Cooperia oncophora, 381 nucleotides long. Lineage: Eukaryota; Metazoa; Nematoda; Chromadorea; Rhabditida; Trichostrongylidae. The record is from the annotation of a GenBank genome assembly.